Molecule: messenger RNA, 2380 nt
Organism: Danio aesculapii
Lineage: Eukaryota; Metazoa; Chordata; Actinopteri; Cypriniformes; Danionidae
Gene: bmal1a
Product: basic helix-loop-helix ARNT like 1a
Exons: 19
Coding region: 196-2076 (626 amino acids)
Biological process (GO): circadian rhythm; regulation of transcription by RNA polymerase II
Cellular component (GO): cytoplasm; aryl hydrocarbon receptor complex; nucleus
Molecular function (GO): DNA-binding transcription factor activity, RNA polymerase II-specific; RNA polymerase II cis-regulatory region sequence-specific DNA binding; protein dimerization activity
Source: RefSeq, a predicted model, not a curated record
UUAGUGGUCCGACAGUCACACGAAGGAAAGAAAAGUAGGUCAGAGACUGAUUCCGUUUAUGUCAUAGUUCCUCACGGACCGGACGUCAAAAAACCGAAAUAAACUGUGAUGUUGAGCUCUUCCUCGGGAUCUGGCCACAGGUGAAAGGACAUGCAUUGAUCACAGCUACUUGACUGAAUCUAUGCGGAUGAUCUAAUGGCAGACCAAAGAAUGGAUAUCUCCUCAACGAUGAAUGAGUUCAUGUCCCAGAGCUCUGCAGAUUUGAUCAGCAGUUCCAUUGGCACCACGGGCAUGGACUACACCCGCAAGAGGAAGGGCAGCACCACUGAAUACCAGAUUGAUGGCUUUUCAUUUGACGAUAGCAUGGACACAGAUAAAGACAAGACACUAGGAAGGGAUGAACAGCAGGGCAGGAUAAAAAAUGCCAGGGAGGCACACAGUCAAAUAGAGAAGAGAAGGAGGGAUAAAAUGAACAGUUUUAUAGACGAGUUGGCAUCGUUGGUCCCCACAUGUAACGCCAUGUCUCGCAAGUUGGACAAACUCACAGUGCUUCGCAUGGCUGUCCAACACAUGAAGACAUUACGAGGGGCCACCAACCCAUACACAGAAGCCAACUAUAAACCAGCAUUCUUGUCGGAUGAUGAACUAAAACACUUGAUUUUAAGGGCUGCUGAUGGUUUCCUCUUCGUAGUUGGUUGCGAUCGUGGAAAAAUCCUCUUCGUCUCAGAGUCUGUUUAUAAAAUUCUCAAUUACACUCAGAACGAUCUGAUUGGCCAGAGUUUGUUCGACUACCUGCAUCCAAAAGACAUUGCCAAAGUAAAAGAGCAGCUGUCAUCAUCAGACACGGCUCCACGAGAGAGACUCAUCGAUGCCAAAACUGGUCUGCCGGUGAAAACUGACAUCACUCCUGGCCCCUCCAGACUGUGUUCAGGUGCCCGCAGGUCUUUCUUCUGCAGAAUGAAAUGCAAUCGGCCAUCUGUCAAGAUGGAGGACAAAGACUUCCCUUCUAAUUGCUCUAAAAAGAAAGCAGACCGUAAGAGCUUUUGCACUAUCCACAGCACAGGGUAUCUGAAAAGCUGGCCGCCCACCAAGAUGGGCUUAGACGAGGACAACGAACCCGAUAAUGAGGGCUGCAACCUCAGCUGUUUAGUGGCCAUCGGUCGCCUGCAUCCACAUAUCGUCCCUCAGCCGAUGAACGGCGACAUCCGUGUCAAACCCACUGAAUACGUCUCACGCCACGCCAUCGACGGAAAGUUUGUGUUCGUAGACCAGAGGGCGACAGCCAUCUUGGCGUACUUACCACAGGAGCUUUUAGGAACGUCGUUUUAUGAGUAUUUUCAUCAGGAUGAUAUCGGUCACCUUGCAGAGUGUCACAGACAAGUGCUACAGAUGCGAGAAAAGAUUAGUACAAACUGUUACAAAUUCAAGAUUAAAGACGGUUCGUUCAUCACUCUGAGGAGCCGCUGGUUCAGCUUCAUGAACCCCUGGACCAAAGAGGUGGAAUAUAUAGUCUCUACAAACACUGUGGUUUCGGGCAGUAUGCUUGAAGGAGCAGAUCCUAGUUAUUCUCAGACAGCCUCGUCUCCUCAGAGCAUGGACAGUGUUUUAACAUCAGGAGAUGGCGGAGGGAAACGGCCUCUUCAGAUUGUUCCUGGUAUUCCUGGAGGAACGAGAGCUGGGGCAGGAAAGAUUGGACGGAUGAUCGCAGAGGAAGUGAUGGAGAUCCAGAGAAUCAGAGGCUCCUCCCCUUCCAGCUGUGGCUCCAGUCCUUUAAACAUCACUGCCACGCCCCCGCCGGACACCUGCUCUCCUGGGGGAAAGAAGAUUCAGAAUGGUGGAACUCCAGAUCUACCUUCAGCAGGAAUUGUGUCUGGGCCUGAUUCAAUAGGAUACCCCUAUUCAAAUAAUUCAUUAAUGAGUGACAACUCUCAUCUGAGCAUCGACAUCAUGGAGGAGCCUGGAUCCAGCAGCCCCAGUAAUGAUGAAGCAGCGAUGGCCGUCAUCAUGAGUCUCCUGGAGGCAGACGCAGGCCUCGGGGGCCCCGUGGACUUCAGUGACCUGCCCUGGCCUUUGUGAAGCCACGGAUCAUGGAGAUCAUGGCAAGGCAAACGGGAGCCAACUGCACAUGUCCUGCCGAAUGGAGAUGUCGAGACGGAUUAUUCCUGUGGUGCCCAUCAGCAAACAGCGCUCUAUUUCUAUACAUAUAUAAAUAUACAUUGUGUUUUAAUGUUUUUACACUACAAACAGUUGUUGAUGUUCAAAUAUUCUAUAUGCAGAUUGUAACUAAUAUUGUAAUUCUAUUAUGUAAGAUUUCUUUAUGCAAAAAUAUAUAUGGUAAAAGUGUAAACGUAUCAGCAGUGGAUAUUUUUCAAAUAAAAUA